AGUUACCAAUCGGUCCAGCACUAUGGCUGAUGUUUCGACUCCACUGGAAGAUCAUGAAAUGACAGAUGAAGCUGAGAUUCAAAACUAUGUUAAACAGAAUGGUGUGAACGGUAUUUCAGAGUUCUUAAAGGAGAAGUUGGAUGCUUGGAAGAAAACAGAGGUUCACAUUGGAAUUACUGGCGACUCAGGAACUGGCAAAUCGAGUUUUGCCAACGCGAUAAAAGGGUAAGGAAACUCAGCAAUAUAGGGCUGAAGUUUGCAACCUCAACGUUUCUCAGUUGGCUGUAGCGAUCAGUUGGGGUCGUCAAUAGCAACGCAGUAGCUGAAAAACAGCUCUAACAACGAAAACACUAUAAAAAGCACUGCUAUUUGGUUGACGGUUUGGAAAAAGUGGUGUUUAGAGGAGGGAAUUGCCAAGGAAAUCGAAAAUUACGAGCCGACCCAGCUUAUCACUUUACUCGAGCGAUUCUACGUCGAAAUUGAAAACAAACAUGGUUAAACCUCGCAAAAGAGGAUUCCAUUUCGUCGAAAGUGAUUCGGACAUAGACUGAACAAUUCCUUGAACUGUAUAGCCAGACUUUGAACUUUUUGCGCCUUUUUACGGUUGUUUUGAUCGAACACACAAAGCCACUUCCAGGGUUUGAAUAAAUUAUUAUAAAAUAAUUCAAAUAGUACGCGCGCUCUGAUUGGCCAUAAAACCAUUUUAUAUGAGCGUAUGUAAACACGGUUUUCGUUCCUCUUUCAUUAGUUAUUUUAUAAAAGAAAUGUAAAAUGGUUUCCGUGUUUACAUAGCCUGAUGUAAACACGCGGGAAGUUGGGAGAACACUCGAUAAGCUGGAAACCACUCCGCUUCGCGUCGUGGUUUCCUACGCUUAUCUCGUGUUCUCCCAACCUCCCGCGUGUUUACAUCAGGCUAUGUUAACACGGAAACCAUUUUACAUUUCUUAAAUUUUGCAUUUAAAUGACUGAUAGGUAAAUUUUGAAGUUAAAAAAACAAAAAUCAGAUGAAUUAUGGGCUUAAAGGGUCCUACUCACCUUUCCUUUCAACUCGUGUACACGGCUCGAAUGUAGACACGCACCGUCGAUGAACUAACUAUUGACAAAUUUUUUUUUCAUCAAAUUUAAGAGAGGAUGUCAGCAUCCAUCGAGCAAAUUUCAAAUAUUAUAGCAAGUCGCCCAAAAUUCGUUUUCUACCCUACUUUCGUAUUUUGUAGCCCAAUAUGUCCUAAUAAUUGUGGUGUAGUUUUUUUGUGAAAACAUAUUUUAGUUUUCGAGGAAUGAUUUUUUUCGUUCGGCCGCUCAAAUAAAUGAGGUAAGAGUAUUAUGCUAGAUUUUUUUACAAAUUGUAGUGAUUUAUGCCAAUAAACAGUGGCGACAAGUAGGCACACUAUGUACAUUUCAUAGUUGCUAGCUAGUAAAUUUUGCCGGACUUUGAGUUCGUAUCACGAUAGAACAACACAACUACACAAGGAAAUAUUUACAGUAACUUUAUAACCAUCUUUUUGUCUUUUAAAAGCUAGAAGCUCAGUAGACUCUGUCAUAUCGGUCAUUGUUAAAACUGUCUUUGUUUUGAUGCUACUUUUCGACAUAGACAAAGUAUGUCGGACAAAAAUAUUCACCAAUUAGCUCUUUGUUGAUUUAUAAACCUAAAUUUUCCAAAAUAAAGUCAAAGACUUAAUUUCACGAAAAAACAUAUGUAAAAACAUAUGUUAAAUGAUCUGUAACAAAUUAAACCACCUGUUCCUUUCCUAGGCUCGCUGACGAUAGUGAUGGUGCUGCCAAAACUGGCGUUGUUGAGGUUACUUUAGAGCCCACACCCUUCGAUCACCCAGAAAAUCCAAACAUAAAGAUCUGGGAUUUGCCAGGAAUUGGAACACAAACAUUUCCUGACCUGGAAACGUACUGCGACAAAAUACAGUUCGACAACUAUCAUACAUUCCUUAUUUUUUCAGGCACCCGAUUUACCAAGAACGACGCCAUGUUGGCCCAAGAGAUCAGGAAACAGGGGAGGUCUUUUUUUUUCAUUCGCACAAAAAUCGAUGAAAAUUAUCGGGCUGAGAAGCGAAAGAAAUCUUUCAAUGAGGCUGACAUGCUGCGCGACAUCCGCCUCGAUUGCUUGAAGAACCUGGUUGACGAAGAUUACAACCCCAUCAGCGGUGAAGACAACAUCUUCCUGAUAAGCAACCAUUAUCCAAGAAGGUGGGAUUUCGAUCGACUUACGCGAGCGAUUCUUGAUGCACUGCCAAGAUAUCAGCGAGAGAGCCUCACCUUGUCUCUCAAUGCCCUAACCAGCUUAUCAAGAGAAAUUCUAAAGAGAAAAGUUGAUAUUUUCAAAAGGCGCAUGUGGCUCGUUGCAGGAGCAUCUGCUGCAGUCGCACUUGCUCCAAUUCCUGGGCUAUCUUUUGGUGUUGAUAUGGUGCUAAUAAGUUACGAAAUCAGUCAGUACCUAGCCCAGAUAGGUAUUCCUAAAGAAGGGUCGGAAAUAUUUGAUAUUCUCGCUGAUACCACUAAAAAACAGGUCAUCUCUCUUUAUCUCAAUUUUGCCAGUACCGCCGGAAUUUCCGCGAUUUUGGCCAGGGAAGCUGGCGCAGGAAUAGUUACGGAAGAAUUUGUUCGUUUUAUUCCGUUCAUAGGGUCAGCAAUAGCUAGCACUUUGUCCUUCGCUGGCACAUUUGCCGUACUUCGUAUAGCUUUGAAUAAAAUUGAAGCAGUAGCAUUAGCUGUCCUGGAGGACGCUGCCCAACGAUCAGUUGACAAUUUAGAUCGUGAUUAAGCUUGUAUUAAUCCUGCGUUUUGGUUUAAUUUUAUAAGUUAUUCAUGGCGUUAAGCUAAAUUGUAAGUCACGGUUGAGAUGGGUGGCAAAAACCUAGCAGAAAUCACUCUCUUUCUUCACGAUCAGAUAGAAAUCAGGAAUGAAAUUUCUUUUCUAGUUUGUUUAAUAGCAAUCUUAACCAGAAGACUUUGAAGGCAAUCUUUUUGUCGUAUCAAAAAGCCUGGCAAGUAACUUUCUGCACAAGGAGACACUGGAGACAAAUGUAUUAAUUCAGAUACGAAGAUAUAAAGCUAUCUUGAUUAUUUCUGACCGAUUCUAGCCUUUUCUUUUCAUUAACAUAAUCACGGGUCUUCGAAGUCUCUGAUGACUCAUUCACUGGCUCAAAAACCUCUUUUCAUAUGGCACGUACAUCACCCAAACUGAUUCGUGAAGAAUGUAACGCUUUUCUUGUAAAUUCAAAAAUAUCUCUUAAACCAACUAAGUGAAGCCGAACAAUCAAAAGUGCCUAGAGCAUUAAAGGCACCGUCAGCUCUUUCAAUAAAAUUAAAGAGUGUAACUAUUUUUGCCUACCAUUCAGCCAGUGAAGCUUAUUAGAUAUUAUCCAUUAGAGUUGUACCAAUCUUUUUUUUCUAUAAGGUAUACUUGAUUGAUUAGUUGUUUGGAAAGUAAAGCAAUAAGUAGGGAUAAUUAGACAAUGAAAAAUACUAUCUUUUGUAGCUAAAUGUUUUCAGGAUAAUAAUAAUGUUAAGAAGAUUGGGUAAAAUAGCUUUGUAGGUGAAGAACUGUGAAAUCUUCGGUUUUCAUUGCUUAUUUGAUGGAACAUUGCUCAUGGUAAUUAUAAUCAAUUGAUUUUUUUUAUUUUCUCCUAGAACGCUGAAUCUAUUCCUCUUGUUUUGUUAGGGAGUAGUUGAAUGACUCCUUGUAAUAAAGAAGUUCAGUUUAUU
Messenger RNA from Pocillopora meandrina, 3717 nucleotides. NCBI's taxonomy places the organism in Eukaryota, Metazoa, Cnidaria, Anthozoa, Scleractinia, Pocilloporidae. The record is from the annotation of a GenBank genome assembly.